Molecule: messenger RNA, 7709 nt
Organism: Conger conger (European conger)
Lineage: Eukaryota; Metazoa; Chordata; Actinopteri; Anguilliformes; Congridae
Gene: slc4a2b
Product: solute carrier family 4 member 2b
Exons: 26
Coding region: 294-4118 (1274 amino acids)
Biological process (GO): regulation of intracellular pH; bicarbonate transport; monoatomic anion transport
Cellular component (GO): basolateral plasma membrane; plasma membrane; apical plasma membrane
Molecular function (GO): monoatomic anion transmembrane transporter activity; solute:inorganic anion antiporter activity
Source: RefSeq, a predicted model, not a curated record
CAAAUGCUGGUUUGUUUUCCCUUCCAGCUUGCAGACGGAUCGUUUCUUCAGAUCAACGGCUCCUCCCAAUGUAAGGGGAGGUGCUUUGGAAGGCUGAAAUGCUUGCAACUUUGAACGUGCUGUGGCUUUUGGUUUUGCACUAUGAUGUCAGCUGUAGCCCUACUGCAGUAAGCAAUAAAGGUUAUGCUGCCCAAAGGUUCCCCGUUGAGUCAGAGUGAGAAAGAAAAAGGCUAAAAGAUCCCAUCUGCUGCACCUACAUUAUCUCUAAGCACAACCACAGAGACAGAGGAGCCAUGAGUACCUUGAGGGUUUCCAGUGAGGUCACCGGUGCUGUGGCUUCUGUCAUCCACAAUCCUGAGCCAUCCACCCCGCCGCCUCACAGCGCCCGGCCAGAGGAGGACGAGGACGAGGACGGGGACCUGAACAAGGCCCUGGGAGUGAAACGUUUUCACCAGAUCCUGAGCCCUGCUCCACAAGUCCCAGAUGAGCAGUACCGCUCCUAUAAUGAGGAGGACUUUGAGUACCACCGUCACUCCUCGCACCACACCCACCAUCCCUUGUCCAAACUCCCAUCUGAUGGCCGCAAGAAGAAGAGCGGCAAGAAGAAGAAGAAGAGCGGGAGCCGGAAAACCGCCAUGGGCCCCAGCGGAGCUUCCACCAUCGAGGAGGGAGAGGAGGAGGAGGAGGAGGAAGAGGAGGAAGAGUGCUGCAGCCCCCCUGAAGCAGAGGGCCUUGUGGUAACCCCUGCCACUGAUGCAAAGGCUGGGCAGGUGCAGUUCUUUGUUUCAGAAGAUGACCCCCCCAUCUCCAUAUCCUGCAGCCCCCCGCCUGUCCAAGAGCUUAAAAUUGUACCCGGCAUGGCCCAAGACAAAGACACUAUCCUUCCAGAGGAGGCUUCAUCCACAGACGAGCAGGGCUCAACCUCGACUGCGCUCAAAGACAGGACGGAGGGGUCAGACCCCACCCCAGCACCGCCUGGCACCCCCAUCUUGUCGGACUCCACGCCCUUAGCCCGCGUCUCCUCUACUGGGCGCAGCUACGACCUGCAGGACCGUCGGCGGUCAGGGAACCUGACCGGUGCGGAGCAGGCAAAGUACCAGAGGGUCGCCACGGAUGAGAAUGAGGCCCAGACACUGGCCACUGUCGACCUGGAUGGCAUCAAGAGUCACCGCUUUGAGGAUGUCCCUGGAGUGCGUCGACACCUGGUCAGGAAGAGCACCAAGGGACAGGUUGUCCAUGUCACCAAGGACCACAAGGAGCCCAGCACCCGCGGCAGAAAACUGGAUCGGACCCCACAUGAGUCAGUGUAUCUUUACCACGCCGCCGCCUCCCAGCUGGGCGGUAUGGUCCUGCUGGACUUCACUGGCCGUGUGGCCCGGCACCAGAAGGUGUUUGUGGAGCUCAAUGAGCUGAUCAUGGAUAAGAACCAGGAGAUGCAGUGGCGUGAGACGGCCCGCUGGAUCAAGUUUGAAGAGGACGUGGAGGAGGAGACGGACCGCUGGGGCAAGCCUCACGUAGCUUCCCUAAGCUUCCGCAGCCUACUGGAGCUCCGAAAGACCAUUUCUCAUGGGGCGGUGCUCCUGGAUCUAGACCAGAAGACGCUGCCUGGCAUUUCUCACCAGGUGGUGGAACAGAUGAUCAUCUCAGACCAGAUAAAAGCAGAGGACCGGGCCAAUGUGCUGAGGGCCCUGCUGCUUAAACAUAGUCACCCAAGUGAUGAAAAGGAACACAGUACCUUCCCCAGGAACAUCUCAGCCGCUAGCUUGGGCUCAUUAAUUCCCCACCACCACAGCGGCAACCACGUGCCCCAGCCAGAACCUUCCGUCACUGACCCUCUCAUGGGUAGUGGUGUUGCUGUCAUUGAGACUGACACCCGGGUUGAUAUUGAGAGGAAGGAGAAGGAUCAUCCCAUAACAGUAGGAAUGCACAAGUCCAAAUCCAAGCAUGAGCUGAAGCUCCUGGAGAAGAUCCCAGAAAAUGCUGAGGCCACUGUUGUCCUUGUGGGGAGUGUGGACUUCCUGGAGCAGCCCACUAUGGCCUUUGUGCGGCUGCAGGAGGCAGUUGAGCUGGACUCUGUGCUGGAGGUGCCAGUACCGGUCCGCUUCCUGUUUGUUCUGCUGGGGCCAGCUUCUUCCAACAUCGACUACCAUGAGAUAGGCCGCUCAAUCUCCACACUCAUGUCUGACAAGCAUUUCCACGAGGCUGCGUACUCGGCUGAUGACCGGCAGGACCUGCUCAAUGCCAUCAAUGGCUUCCUGGACUGCAGCGUUGUGCUGCCACCCUCUGAGGUGGGCGGGGAGGAGCUGCUGCGCUCUGUGGCUCGCUUCCAGAGGGAAAUGCUGCGCAAGAGGGAGGAGGAAGAGGAGAAGCUGCUAGCCAAAGAGCCCAAGAGCCCUGAGGAAAAAGCUCUCCUCACCCCCUUCAAGCCAGAAGAUGACCCCCUACAGCGGACAGGGCGGCCCUUUGGUGGGUUGAUUCGGGAUGCUCGACGACGAUACCCCAAGUACAUCAGCGACUUCAAGGAUGCCCUAAAUGCCCAGUGCAUGGCAGCAGUUAUUUUCAUCUAUUUUGCUGCCCUCUCUCCUGCCAUUACUUUUGGGGGCUUGCUGGGUGAGAAGACUGAGGGUCUGAUUGGAGUGUCAGAGCUGAUCGUAGCCACAGCGGUGCAGGGUGUGUUGUUCUGUCUGCUUGGGGCCCAGCCCCUCCUGGUGGUGGGCUUCUCUGGCCCCCUGCUGGUGUUCGAAGAGGCUUUCUACUCUUUCUGCAAGGGAAACGACAUGGAGUACUUGACAGGUCGAGUCUGGAUUGGGUUCUGGCUCAUUGUCAUCGUGAUCGUGAUCGUGGCCUUUGAGGGAAGCUUCCUGGUGCGCUUCGUCUCCCGUUUCACUCAGGAGAUCUUUUCGUUCCUCAUCUCCCUCAUCUUCAUCUACGAGACCUUCUCCAAGCUGGGCAAGAUCUUCCUGGAGCACCCCCUGAGGCGCUGUCCCCUUAGCAACAGCACUGCUGAGAACGCCACGACAGGCGGCGGUACAGCCCUGUUGCCGGCUAACGCAACCGAGGUGGGACCAGUCAACCAGGGAGAGCCGAACACAGCCCUGCUGUCUCUGGUCCUCAUGUCUGGAACGUUUUUCAUUGCUUUCUAUCUGCGCAAGUUUAAGAACAGUGCCUUCUUCCCUGGCAGGCUCCGAAGGGUGAUUGGAGAUUUUGGGGUCCCCAUAGCCAUCUUCAUCAUGGUGUUGGUAGACUACGGAAUACGGGACACCUUCACACAGAAACUGAGUGUGCCCAGUGGUUUCUCCGUGACCAGCCCAGAGAAACGUGGCUGGGUGAUCAAUCCACUGGGGUCAGAAAAAGCAUUCCCCAUCUGGAUGAUGGCUGCCAGCAUCCUCCCCGCCUUGCUAGUGUUCAUUCUCAUUUUCAUGGAAACGCAGAUUACCACUCUGAUCGUGAGUAAGAAGGAGCGUAUGCUGUUGAAGGGCUCCGGCUUCCACCUGGACCUGCUGCUCAUCGUGGUCCUGGGAGGAACCUCAGCGCUCUUCGGACUGCCCUGGAUGGCCGCGGCCACGGUGCGCUCGGUCACCCAUGCCAACGCCCUCACUGUCAUGAGCAAGGCUGUCGCCCCCGGAGACAAGCCACGCAUACAGGAGGUCAAAGAGCAAAGGGUGACGGGGCUGCUUGUGGCUGUCCUGGUCGGCAUGUCCAUCGUGAUUGGAGACCUCCUGUGUAAGAUCCCCAUUGCAGUGCUGUUUGGGAUCUUCCUGUACAUGGGCGUGAUGUCACUCAACGGCAUCCAGUUGACAGAGCGUAUGCUGCUGUUGCUUAUGCCACCAAAGUACCAUCCGGACCAAACCUAUGUUCGCAAGGUACGGACAUGGAGAAUGCACCUGUUCACAGGUAUCCAGUUGGUCUGCCUGGCAGUAUUGUGGGCGGUCAUGUCCACUGUGGCCUCAUUGGCCUUCCCUUUCGUCCUCAUCCUCACGGUCCCUGUGAAAAUGUUCCUACUUUCCAGAAUCUUCACCACCCGCGAAAUGCAGUGUCUGGAUGCCGAUGAUGCGGAGCCCACCUUUGACGAGAAGGAAGGGGAGGAUGAGUAUAACGAGAUGCACAUGCCAGUGUGAGCCCUGCCCACACGUUCCCCUGCCAGUGGCCAUGCUAGCUUGCCAAUCAGUCAACCCGCCAAUCAGAAGAAAGCACCAGGGACCCACCCUCCUGAGGGCUCUGCAUUCUUUUAAUGUUCAGAGUGUUACGGUUUUAUUGUCUAGCAUUUUUAUUUAAUUUAUUUUUGAUUAAUGGAUCCAUAUAUAGGCAGAUGCCCAAAGUUAAACCUGUUCCAUAUUUUCCUCAUUGCAAAAGGAAAAACUUAACUGUCAUGAUCUUGAUUUUCCUCACAUAAUCCCUUGAUACAACACAGGCAUGACAGUGUUGCUACUUGGGUGGCAACUAUGCAUUCCAGUGCUCCCAACAUAGAGGAACUGAACAUGCAGUACCCAUGGGUAUAGCAGUGCAGUUGAAGUUGAGCUCUUUUCUGGCCUCCACAGGAUGGCUGUGGUCCAUACCUGCUGGACAUGGGGAAACAAACUGCUCUUGACAAAAAUAUAAUUAAACAAUUGUAGAAUUACUACCUAAGAACUUCUGUGCUGAUUGUAGUCAGCCAUGAGUCUAUACCCAACAAAAUGAAGGAGCUCAUUGCACAAACCCACAUAAAGGGAAUUUUAAUAUAUGUCCUUGUAGAGAUUAUCUAUCAGCACUUUAUAGCAAUGGAGGCAGGACAGAUGCAUCCAUUUACAUAGUUAAAAUCUAUUAUAAAUGUCUAUUCAAAUCCAAUUCAGAUCAGUUGAUUACUCCAGGUCCUACCCCUGUUGAUUAAUGGGGAAAUUUAUGCUAUUGUGAAUCAAUUAAAUAUGUGAUGUGUUGAGAGAAUUUCAACUGAUCAGUGUCUCAAAACGUGCCCUAUUAACUAAUGGUUAAGUACCUAAUGUGCAACAUGUUCAGGUGUAGACGUUCUGUACUGUACAUUUUAUGUAGACAAGCUAAUUUGAUCUUCCAUGUUUCUGAAAAUGUCCAAACUAGUCCAAAAUACAGGAUACUCCAGGAUUUUAUCACAUGCAGCUAUAUAUUAAAGCACCAAAGAAGCAACAAAAGGCCUUUCGGUGUUGCGGGAGUGUAGAAAUGGAAGGAAAGGGCAUCUAAGAACUGACUACAGAACUGAAUGCACUGAACAUGGCUGUUCUGCCAUGCUGUGUGGGCGUAGAGUAGACCAGUCUUGUCAGUACUGUCCAUCAUGUAUGUACUUGGGUAUGCUUUGCAUUCAUCAGCUACAGUUUAAAUGUAUCUACAACCAGGCCUUACAGUAGCGGAAGAUGUUUUUACAAAUCAACAGCAAUGUGUCUGACUUCAGUAUAAAGGAUUUUUUUCAUGAAACUUACCAAUUCGAUAACUCUAAGGCAAUGUGGUGUCAUUUGAUAUUAUGGACAGUGCUCCUUUGACUAGCUCCAUUUUUUUUCCGGUGACAAGGCCUUUAAUCCAUGAUUUAGCACUUUAUUCUUCAUUUUUAAAAAGUGUGCAAACUAGCAUUAUAACUUGAAUGCCUUUACUGUGCUCAAACCAAACUACACUUUUCAAAGUUAUGGUCUGUCAUCACUGCUACUGCGUUUUAAAACCAAGCUCCUGUACCCUUUAGCAAUAAGAAUGUAUUUGUGAAAUUGCUUUGACUAACUUUCAGGUCCAAGAAAAUUACUGAGCAAACUUGUAUUUCCUUUAACAUUCAAUUCAAAUACAUUUGUUUCUCCAGUUGUGCCUACUAACUUUAAAUGAUGGGCUUUGCAGAGGAGGGAUAUGGCUUUAAGUGUGCAGGGGCCACCUGCAGUACAUGCUUCUUCCUGCGUGCUUCACUGCUUUACAUUCAACACUAGCCAAGACUUAUAUUCUGUAUUCUGCAGUAGUAGCUACGAUCUAAAUGGAUACACUGAGGCAAUGAUGACCGUCACUGGGAGAUCUGUACAUUCAUCUGCUGUAAAGCUGUUCAUUUGUAUUAAAUUCAGUGCUGGAGGAUUUAUGAGCAUCAAUUCAGUUUUAUAUUUAUUCACAUUUCAAAAAUAAGAAUAUAAGCAGAAGAUCGAUUCUAGGUCAAAAUUCCAACCUUGACUUUUUAACAGUUUUGCAGGGCAAGUUAUACUGAAGAUGUUGAGGAAUAUCUACACUAAACUUGAGUAACAUAACAUGGGACCAGCUUUAAUUACCCAUUGGAGUAGAGCAGCCUGACUAAAUCCCUGAACUAGUCUUGGUUCAGGAUGCAUUGACCUGCAUUUCCAUGCAAAUAUCAACACUUUUUGCCAAAUGUUUUGCUUUCAAUUGCUUGUAUUUUGUCGGGAAACGAUUUCAUAUUUCGGUGAUGUUCUAGAAUGAUUCAGAAAUCUUAGAUUCCAUUUGGAAGGUACUAGUUUACUGCAAAGAAAAUUGAUUUGACUUGUAGGGUUUUGCGCCCACCUGGAUUUGGUAACUUGGGUAUAAGUACUAAAUACAAUAUUCCAGUUUCUUCUGUACCUGUUCUCCAGAACAAAUGUGGAGAGUCUGUUCAGAAAAUGUUGAGAACAUUCCUCCCUGAGAAUAGUGAUACCAAUUAUCUCACAGUCUGUCAAUUGAAAUCAGUCUCUUUACCAAUCUUUUAAACUAUAUUUAAGCAUAAUUUGCUCCAAUACUGUUGGUUUUAAAAUCACAAUGACUUUUGGCGAAUAUAGAACAACACAUGUAAGCAUAGCAUUCCUGGAUUGUGAUCUGUGGCCAUUAGACAGGAUGUGCUUUUUCAGAGAAAUGAGAACUGCCUUAUCUGUUACUGUACAUUUUAUGGUGGUGCAAGACAAGAGCCUGCCAUAGGUGUAUCACCCAAACACACCCAAUUUAAGUUCUGAUGUCACCAAUUGUGCCACUGAAUGUUUCACUAAUUUGUUGAUUUGUCAUCUACUGUACUGCGUGUCGUAUGAGUGGAGUGAAAUUAAAUUCAUGCCUCUACCCCCCUCUACAGACAUAAAUGGACAUUCCAGAGCACAGCACUUAAACCCCAAAUACUGUGGUUUACCCCCCAAUGUCUAGUUUGUCCUCUUCUGUUCUUGUGGGUGUUUCACUCCAGGCAUAAAUCCAGUCAAAUAUGCUGAGCUGCUGCCUCUCGGGUUUUUCCAUUUUAUGUUCGAUAGCCUUCAUAUUAGCACAUUUUUAAAAUGGCUGCUCUUUCAGUCAAGUUGCUGGGUUUGGUUUUUUUGGUAAUCAUUAUUCUUAUUGUUAGCCUUUAGUAUGACUGCACUUUUUAUGUAAUGCAACUAGUUUCAGUGCUUUAAGUGGUGAGUGUUUGAAGUUCCCGUUUCUUGUUUAUAUGCUGAAAUGCACGGUGGAGGAUUUUUUGUUUUUGUGAGAACCAUAUUUUCUGUUCAAGAGAUAUGCAUCAUGUAGACAGUAUUUUCCAGACACAGGGGGGGGCUUCAGAAAAUGUAUAAGUCUGUGCAGUGAAGUUUAAGGGGAUGAGAGUGGAUUUUGGGAAGGGUUGUGUAUAGACACUGCUGUAUUAGGAAGUGUAAUCAUCAUGACAUCUCAAACAUGGCAGUUAAUGCAAUUUGAUCAGAUUUGUGGUUUUUAGAUUUUUGUAAUAAUUGCGAAAUAGUUUUCUGUAUAUAUCUAGUUCAAAUGAUAACUACAAAUAAAAUACAUUUUACAUACAA